Molecule: messenger RNA, 836 nt
Organism: Dacryopinax primogenitus
Lineage: Eukaryota; Fungi; Basidiomycota; Dacrymycetes; Dacrymycetales; Dacrymycetaceae
Product: peroxisomal biogenesis factor 11
Exons: 4
Coding region: 1-753 (250 amino acids)
Biological process (GO): peroxisome fission; regulation of peroxisome size
Cellular component (GO): peroxisomal membrane
Source: RefSeq, a predicted model, not a curated record
AUGUCCAAGCUCAUCCUCGACCCCGCCUCCCAUCUCCUCCUCCACCCAACCCUCAACACAGCGCUCAAAGUCCUCGCCACCACCACAGGUAGGGACAAGCUCCAGCGUACACUGCAGUAUUACUCUCGCUUCUUGGCGUAUGUCUAUGAACGCAGGGGUUUGGUAGAGGAGAGUAAGAGGUGGAAUGGGCUCAAGGGCGUGUUCGGGAAUGCGCGUAAAGUGCUACGGAUGUUCAAGUUCCUCGAGCACCUGCAAUCCGCUCUCAGGCUCUCGCUCUCCACUUCCGGCGACUGGGCCCAGAUCACCCAGAUCGCGCGUCAGGUCGGAUACGCCGGAUUCCUCUUCUUUGACCAUCUUGGCUGGGCGGGGAAUGUCAAGCUCCUCAGGAUGAGCAAGGAGAGUGUGGAGAGGGCUAAUAAGCUCAGUCAGAGGUUUUGGCUCGCGGGGAUCCUGUUGAGUCUUGUGAAUAGCGGGGAGCGGUUUGCGCAAAUUCGUGCUGAGCGCAAGCGGCUCACUGCCCCCACCACAGCGGAAAAAGAGACCCCAGAAGCGGAGAAAAAACUCCGUCUCCACACGCUCACAGCAGAGUUCUCCGCCGUCCGUAUGCAGUUCGUCCAGGACACGCUGGACUUUUGGCUCCCGGCGAGCAAUUUGGGGAUCGUCAGUGUUAGUGAAGGGUUUGCGGGCGCGUGCGGGACGAUCACUUCCGUUAUGGGGUUCUACCAGGCUUGGAAGAAGGCGAGUGGGAAAUGAACGUUCACCAUGGGGGAGAAGCAGCGAGUGUGGGGUAUGUGAUGAAUAGUAAUAACAAGUACUUCGCUGAACACUAUUUGUCC